ACAUAUCAAUCUACUAUGUUUUAAGAAAAUAUGAAAAUCUUAAUCUGGUGUCUUACAAUUUGUGUUAUCACAAGCAAAGUUUAUGGAGAAUCUAAAGAAUCGACAAAGAAGAAAUCAUUAUCAAGAAAAGAGUUAUACAAGUAUGGUUUCAAAGUGAAACGUGGUGAGCAAGUGGAGGGAAUAAAAAGAAUUCUCAAGAUUGGGGACUAUUCAAAAAGAUAUUCCAUGGUCAAAAUAUUGUUAGAAAAACUUUUCAAGGUUUUGAUCUCAGCAAAACUAAAAGUCACAGAGGGUGGUUACAUCCCUGGGGAUGAAUUUCCAGAUGAUCAAGAAAAACUUGAUGACUUGGGCCACGUCUUUGAAAAUGUUGCAUUUUUUGGUGAUUUGUUGCUAAGAUGUCCGGACAUCACACAUAAGCUGUAUGAUAAAAACCAGGAAUGGAAAAUUGCGAUGAAUUGGGGUGUAGUUUUUUCUAACGAAACCGACAUAUUUACCGGUGCAAAUGCAGUGAUGCUGAAUUUGGUUGCACAGGAAUUGGAAAUAAUCCCAAGAGAUGAAAAUUAUGUUAACCCAUACAAAGAAGCCAACAUAAAAGCCGAGCAAAGAAAAAAGCAAAAAGAAGAAGAACGACUAAAACAACAAAAGGAGGAGAGCAAGCAAAAGAAAAAAGUAAAGAAGAGACGUGGUCCACGCCUGGGAGGUUCUUCUCAAGAGUUAUGACAAAUGACAAACUUGAUGUGUGUAUGAUUUUUUAUACAAAGCUUUCUACGCUUUCAAUCUUUCGUAACGGACAUUUCGUGAACAGAAUACAAUUCUUUGCAAAAAUGUGAUGCAAAUUUUUACGAAAGUGUUGUUAUUUUGUUACCAUGUAGCCGCAUCAUGUUCACGCUACUAAUAAUUCGAAUACAGCUGGUAAACAAGGUUCAGAAUUGCAAACUGAACAUACUUCGCUGACCGAAGUAGAAAUCGUACAUGUUUGGCGGGAAACUGCACGUUUUUUCUAUUUAUUGUGGAACAACCCAAAAAAGAUUUAUGUGUUUGACGAUUACAUAUUCAGUAGAUUAAAUGGUUUGAUAAUUAAAUAUGUCGAAGUGGUGGUUUGUUGGAAGGAUUUAUCCUCUCUGACAUCAUGCACCAUGAUUAAAAUUCUUUGAGUAUCAAUUCAACAUUGUUCCAAAAUGUUUGUUUUUGCCGAGACUAUUUAAAUUCGUCGGUAUUGUUAGAACUAGUCAUACAUAGAUAGUUUAGCACCCAUUAAUCCGAAAAUGCACAAUACGUCUGCUUAGAUGUACUCAUACAUUUUUUUCUAAACCCAUUAGUUGUUUAUAAUUACAUGCUUUAUUUAUAAGAAUAUCGAAAUUCUAACCAGGCUGGUCAAUAGGUCUAUUGUUCUAAAAAAUGGACCUUUUGUUUUUAACCUAACAUCCCAGCCUGGUAUUCUUAUGAAGCACAUUCUUAUAAAAAAAGGGGUGUAUCGCUAUGAACGUACGCGAAAUAACACGAAAAAAGUCGCGUAAAACAUCAUUGUAACAUAUGGUUAGCUUUUGAUGCACUAGAGGGUUAUUAAAAAUCAUUUUUCAUGCGAUAUCCACAGUUAACAAACCAGUAAUGAAUAGUGUGAUUUGAUUUUAAUUUUUUUAGCCAAAUUAACUGAAAGCGUGGUAAGGUUAAUAGAUUUGUAGUAAUGAGGAAAGAAUGUAAUUUUUUGUACAUGGAAGAGAUGAUGUCGAUUAUA
This is a messenger RNA of Hydractinia symbiolongicarpus, 1735 nucleotides long. RefSeq names its product coiled-coil domain-containing protein 134-like. The record is from RefSeq and is a predicted model, not a curated record. The transcript is spliced from 7 exons. NCBI's taxonomy places the organism in Eukaryota, Metazoa, Cnidaria, Hydrozoa, Anthoathecata, Hydractiniidae. Bases 31 to 720 code for a protein of 229 amino acids.